CAAGACACGAGCUCAAUGGCGACCGUGGAUAACCAAACCCCCAUAUUACCCUCAGUGACUUGGCUUGGCGGCUUGAGACGAAGUGUGGAGUAGCUGCCGACCAAUUGAAGUUGCAGCGAUGGCCAUAGCCGCCACCAUUUCCGUUCAUCUUACAUCUCCCACUCGCCGCUCUCUGGCCUCCGUCAAUCUCUUUGGUCCUUCAAGAUCCACUUUCCCCACACCACAGCGCACUUUCAAGUACCCUAAUUUCCGCCUCGUCGCUUCCUCCAUGACCACAGAUACCCCCGUCAAAACCUCCUCCUCCUCUUCCUUCCUCCACCACAGAGAGAGUGACUUUCUCCAUUUCGCCAAGUACCAUGGCCUCGGAAACGACUUCGUUUUGAUUGACAAUAGAGACUCUUCAGAGCCCAGGAUUAGUCCAGAGAAAGCUGUGCAACUCUGUGAUCGUAACUUUGGCGUUGGAGCUGACGGAGUUAUCUUUGUCUUACCUGGCAUCAACGGCACCGACUAUACUAUGAGGAUUUUUAACUCCGAUGGUAGUGAACCUGAGAUGUGUGGCAAUGGAGUGCGAUGCUUUGCCAAAUUCGUUUCUCAGCUUGAGAAUUUACAUGGAAGGCAUAGUUUUACCAUACAUACUGGUGCUGGUCUGAUUGUUCCUGAAGUCUUGGAGGAUGGAAAUGUCAGAGUUGAUAUGGGGGAACCAAUUCUUAAAGCAUCAGAUGUGCCUACUAAAUUACCUGCAAAUAAGGAUAAUGCAUUGGUCAAAUCGGAGCUAAAUGUUGAUGGAGUUAUUUGGAAUGUGACCUGUGUUAGCAUGGGAAAUCCACACUGUGUAACUUUCAGCAAAGAAGGAAGCCAGAAUUUGUCUGUUGAUGAAUUAAAGCUAGCAGAAAUUGGCCCAAAAUUUGAACAUCAUGAGGUGUUUCCUGCACGAACUAACACAGAGUUUGUGCAAGUUCUGUCUAAUUCUCACCUGAAGAUGCGUGUUUGGGAGCGUGGAGCAGGAGCAACCCUAGCCUGUGGAACUGGAGCUUGUGCUACUGUCGUUGCAGCAGUUCUAGAGGGUCGUGCAGGAAGAAAUUGCAUGGUUGAUCUACCUGGAGGUCCUCUUCAGAUUGAGUGGAGGGAGAAAGAUAAUCAUGUCUAUAUGACAGGAUCAGCCGAAUUAGUUUAUUAUGGAUCUUUGCCUCUUUGAUAUGUUGUUUAAAAUUAUUGUUAAACUCAAGGCUUCGGGAAUUAGGAAUUACUGAAAAUUAUUUGUAUGAGAUGCGGACUUUCUAAUUGUUCUCAGUGUUUUACCUUGUGUUCGAUAUAUGGAGAAGUGAAAUGUUCGCCACACUUUUCUUUAAAACUCUCUUUAAUGCAUGUCUUGUAAUUGAUUUAUUUUUUACAAACAAUGAAACACUUAUUUU
Messenger RNA from Abrus precatorius (Indian licorice), 1412 nucleotides. RefSeq names its product diaminopimelate epimerase, chloroplastic. Gene Ontology annotation, molecular function: diaminopimelate epimerase activity. Lineage: Eukaryota; Viridiplantae; Streptophyta; Magnoliopsida; Fabales; Fabaceae. The record is from RefSeq and is a predicted model, not a curated record. The transcript is spliced from 9 exons. Gene Ontology annotation, cellular component: cytoplasm; cytosol. The coding region runs from base 119 to 1195 and encodes 358 amino acids.